AUGAUACUCACAGCCAUCAUAAUCGCCUGCGUCCCUACCCUCUACCACAUCUUCGCCGGCCUGCACUCUAGCCUAACCACAACCCAGAUCGCCGACGGGAUCGGGCUCGAGCUUCCGCAGACCAAGGCCAGCGGGUGUAUCAACCAAUCCUCCUCGGGAGCAAGCCAGUCGCGGUCGCGGUCGCGUAAACACUCGAGGAAGAAUGGACGGUCAAUGUUUGAAGGAUGGGGAGGUGAGACCGGGGUUGUCAUUGGGGUUGCGUCGGGUCGGUAUUAA
Penicillium antarcticum is the source of this 276-nucleotide messenger RNA. RefSeq lists its product as uncharacterized. The record is from RefSeq and is a predicted model, not a curated record. The transcript has a single exon. The coding region runs from base 1 to 276 and encodes 91 amino acids. NCBI's taxonomy places the organism in Eukaryota, Fungi, Ascomycota, Eurotiomycetes, Eurotiales, Aspergillaceae.